AUGCAGCUAGCUACUGAGCACUUCUGUGUUCACAACAGAAAUAGAGAGAAAAUGCUUACUUGGAUCAUUACCUUGUUUCUCUUAAUAGCAACUGUUUCAUGCAGUCAAGAAGAAGAUGGUAUGGCUAUAUGGGCUCGAGCAGGCAUCCUUGGCAACAGCACCAGUCAUGUCAUGGUACGACAACGGGCAGUUCGCAUGGCUAGCAGUAAGCUCAUGCAAGCUAGAGACUGGGCUUUGGGAUCAUCAAGAUUACAGAGUCUUGACCAUCAAAUGGCUUGCAGUGAAAUUGCUUUGAGUGACUGUGUUAAUCUUUACGAGGAUACUAAUUACAGGCUUCAGCGCUUAUUUUUACGCCAUAGACAUGAUGAUGCACGUACGUGGCUCAGCGGGGCUCUCACCAGCCACAGGACUUGCUUGGAGGGGCUUCGUGAGAUGAGUUGUUCUGUUCCUCAAGCUUUGCAAAAUCUUACUACCAUACUCAGUAAAACUUUGGCUCUUUAUGCACAGCCGUCCAGUGAGAACGAUCGAGAACCAUCAAGUUUGCAAUCAGAAGUAAAUCAGCCACUUCUAGUGUCAUGGGAUGCAUCUAUUUCAAGGGCUGAUUUCGUAGUGUCAAAGGAUGGAUCCAACAGUUAUAGAACCAUCAAUUCAGUAGUUGCUGUACUUGAGAAAGGAGGUGGUAAUCGAGGAAAGAGAGUGGUGAUCUAUGUCAAAGCAGGAGUUUACAAUGAGAACGUGGAAAUCAAAAGGAAUAUGGAGAAUGUGAUGUUCAUUGGUGAUGGAAUUGACAAAACAAUCAUCACUGGUAAUCGGAGUGUGCAUGAUGGUUCCUCAACAAUUAGUUCUGCCACCUUCGGUGUGUCUGGGGACGGCUUCUGGGCAAGGGACAUGACAUUUGAGAACACAGCCGGGCCUGAAAAGCAUCAAGCAGUUGCCGCAAGGGUUGGCUCGGAUCAUGCUAUCUUCUAUAGAUGUAGUUUCAGAGGUUAUCAGGAUACCCUCUUGGUUCACUCUCAGAGACAGUUUUACCGUGAAUGCCAUAUUUAUGGAACACAAGACUUCAUUUUUGGCAAUGCUGCUGUAGUGUUACAGAAUUGUGACAUAUUUGUCAGGAGGCCCAUGGCACACCAAUCCAAUGUCAUUACGGCCCAAGGAAGGGAGGACCCAAAUGAAAACACUGGAAUCUCAAUUCAUAGUUCGCGUGUGGUACCUGCCACAGAUUUAAUUGCAGUGAAGGGAUCAUUCAGGAGCUACUUAGGCAGACCAUGGAAGAAAUACUCCAGGACUGUGUUUUUGAAAACGGACCUUGAUGGACUCAUUGAUCCAAAGGGUUGGACUGAGUGGAGUGGAAAUUUCGCUUUAUCCACUCUUUAUUAUGGAGAAUACAUGAACUAUGGAAAUGGAGCUUCAAUUGGUGGUAGGGUGAAGUGGCCUGGGUUUCAUGUGCUGAAUAAUCCUCGUGAUGCAAGUCCUUUCACAGUUGGGAGUUUCAUACAGGGAAACUCAUGGAUACCAAUGGCCGGCGUGCCGUUCUCAGCUGGGCUAUAA
Messenger RNA from Nelumbo nucifera (sacred lotus), 1548 nucleotides. Its product is annotated as pectinesterase. Gene Ontology annotation, molecular function: pectinesterase activity; enzyme inhibitor activity. The record is from RefSeq and is a predicted model, not a curated record. Lineage: Eukaryota; Viridiplantae; Streptophyta; Magnoliopsida; Proteales; Nelumbonaceae. Gene Ontology annotation, biological process: cell wall modification.